AAAAUUUUCCACAAGGCUCUCUUUCUCAGUUGCUUCUUCCUCUUCCUCUUCCUCUUUGUACUCUUCAAUACCAACAAUCAACCAAAGCAACAAACUUCCAUUGAACUCUCUCUCUCUCUCUCUCUCUCUCUCUCUCUCUCUCUCUCUCUCUCUCUCUCUCUCUGGGUGAGUGUGUGUAGAGUUUGAUGGCUUUACUCUCAUCAUGUUGGCUCAUCAUAGAGUCCAUAAUCAUCCAAGACAGUUUCCUGAAAUGGACCUACAUGAAAGUAUAUGUAAACCCUGUUUUUCUUUUUCUUUGCCAAGUUCUUCUUUGGCUCAGCAUGCUCUAUCUAUGGCUUCUCAGACACUUUAGGUUAUUUUACGACACAGUUUUAUGGAUCUUGGCUAUGUUUCAUAAGCAACUGAUCCGUUUUGUCCUGUUUAUCAGAAGGGAUGCAACACGGGUCGAGUCUAGGCAAGUCGUCGAUAUCGUUAACAUGGAGAUUUCCAGAAAAGUUCAUAGCUUUGCUCCGGUCUUUUAUUCACAUAACUUUUUUAUUACGGCGUCUAAUAAGUCGAAGGUUAUUUGGGUUCAAGAAAAUGAGAUCCUCGAGGAAGAGGAAGAAGAGGAAGAGGAAAACGAAGCUUUCGAAGAAUGUGAAGAAGAUGGUGCAGCCGUUCAGCUACUUGAGGAAGAUGAUGACGCCAUUUAUGAGAAGAACAUGAAAAAAGAUCUCGAGCUUGAAUGCCGAACAAGUGAGGAGAACGGAAUUGAAGAGGAAGAGAGUUCAACUGUUGAUGAUGGAGAAGAUGAUAACGCCAUUGAUGAGAAGAACAUGGACAAGGAUCUCGAGCCUGAAUGUCGAACAAGUGAGGAGAACGGAAUCGAAGAGGAAGAGAGUUCAUCUGUUGAUGAUGGAGAAGAUACAGUAACCUUGAGCAACAAGUUAUCUACUAUAGAUACCGGUCAAAUGAAUUCAUCGACGGAUUCUGAUGAUCAGUCCUCACCCUUCUCAGAUUUGGCGGUCCGAGAUCCAAUCGAUGAAAACGACGAAGUGUACGAGCAAUACAGCAAAAGAAUGAGAUGGUACGACAUCCUGAAUCAAGACAGAACUUUGGGACUAAGUAUGAUAAUGAACCAGAAAACGGCACGAAAUCUGAAUUCAUCAUCAUGGGACAAAACGGCAGAGAAGCGGCUAAGAGAAAGCGUAGAGAGAGAUCUUGAGCUUGUAUACGUCGCCCAGUCGUGUUUGUCAUGGGAAGCUCUUCGGCAUCAGUACAUGAAGAUAAGAGAGAUGGCGGAAUCCGCCGAUUCAGGAGGAGGGUUUAGCAGUGAUCUCUGCGGAGAUUUGCAGAGGUUUCAGGUGUUGUUAGAGAGGUUCUUGGAAGACGAAAGGUGUGACCGAAGAAGAAGAAGAAGAAGGGUCAUGCGUUUUGUUCAAAGAAGGUUUGAGCUCAUGAGCUUUUUCCAAGUCCCAAAGAUUUCAGGGCAUAGAAGAGAGGGUGGCAAAGGAGGAGGAGUCGGGGCAGGAGAAGCGUUGAGGGCAAUAGAGAGAUGCACACAAGUUUUUCAUGAGUUUGUGAAAUCAGAUGUCCAAAAGCCGUGUUGGUGGGGGCUUCAUGUUCCUUCUCGUGUGGAAGUUGAAGAUCCCCGGGACAUUAAGCUCUUUCUCUCCCUCUCUGAUUCACUCCAUAAGAAGGAACAGUUGUUGAAGAAGAAGAAGAAGAAUACCCAGCAAGGCAAGAACAAGAGCACAAUGGGAGGAUUUGGGGAGCAGCAAGAGGAGAUGAUGAUGAUGGAGAUAGAACUGAAGAUAGUGAGAAGGGUUUUGCAGAUGCCAUUGAUCUCAUCCUCUCACCUCAAGUGGUGCCAGCACAAGCUUGACAGCAUUCACUUCAAUGAUGCCAACAUCAACUAUUCAUCAUCUCUCUCCCCUUUUCUCUUCCCAUCUUCUUGACUCUCUCUCUCUCUCUCUCUCUCUCUCUCUCUCUCUCUCUCUCUCUCUCUCUCUCUCCCCAUUGUUUUACUGCCUUUGUAUAGUCGAAAGACCCUCACUUUUUCGUUGAAUUUCUAUCCACAAAUUGAGUAUAUCCUCUCAUCUACUGUUGAUUAGCCCAUUUUCAAUUGAAAUCUUUGGCCCCUUU
This is a messenger RNA of Tarenaya hassleriana, 2124 nucleotides long. RefSeq lists its product as uncharacterized. The record is from RefSeq and is a predicted model, not a curated record. The coding region runs from base 186 to 1937 and encodes 583 amino acids. The transcript has 4 exons. NCBI's taxonomy places the organism in Eukaryota, Viridiplantae, Streptophyta, Magnoliopsida, Brassicales, Cleomaceae.